UGGGGCAAAUAGCUGCCCGUCAGCGCUGUCGCCUGGCAACGGGGGCGGGCUGCUCCGGAGGAAAAUCCAUGCCGGAGACCUGAAAGAGAAUUCUGCCGGAUACAAGGAGACAUGGGCAACAGCAGAAGCCAGUCGGGGCCGAGGUUUUGUUCACAGUUUCUCCCCGAGGAGCAGGCCAAGAUCGAUGGGUUGUUUGACGCUCUGUCAUCGGAGAAGCAGCGCCCGGAUACCUCCCCCAGGUCCUUCUCUCUGAAGGCACUAAAGAGCCACCUAGGGGAAGCCCUUCCCCCGGAGAUGGUCACAAGACUGUACGAUGGCAUGCGGAGCCUCGACCUGCCGGGGAAGGCGAAGGGGCCCAGCGAGAGCGUCUCCCGGGAGCAGUUCACAAUGUUCAUGUCCCACUUGCUAAAGGGAAGCUCCGAGGAGAAGAGUCUUGUGAUCAUGAAAAUGAUUUUUGCCACAGAAGGUCCCAUGAAAGCGAGAGAAGUCCAGGAGUUCACGGAGGAUCUGGUUGGCUCUGUAGUGCACGUGCUAAACUACAGACAGGAGCUGAGAGGCUGGACCCAGAAGAGGGGCCCGGGCCCCCCGCCCGGGGUGCAGGUGCUGGCCGCCCAGCUCUUCUCCGAGAUGGAACUCCGAGGCAACGAGGAGCUUCCGGGGCCUCAGCAGCUGGACCGUGACUGUGACCGAGCCGUGAUCGAGGACUGGGUGUUCAGGGCCCCCCACGUGGCCACGUUCCUGAGCGUGGUCGUCCACAGAGGCUUUCUCCUCCCACGCUUGUCCCUCGAUCUGGCCCCCCUGGUCCCUGAGCGUCACGUGGAUCAGGAGAGGGUGUUUGAGAGCAUCCUGGACGUGCCGUCGGUCAUCUACGUCAACGCCCACCUGCCCAGGGAGCAGCGACACCGCUGGCACCUGCUCUUCUCGUCUGAGCUCCACGGGCACAGCUUCGCCCAGCUCUGUGGGCGCAUCACCCACCAGGGCCCCUGCGUGCUGCUGCUCGAGGACCGUGAUGGCCACGUGUUCGGUGGGUUUGCGUCCUGCUCCUGGGAGGUCAAGCCUCAGUUUCAAGUGCGGUUCUGGAUGUGGUCAGGAGAAAGGAGAUGCUGCCUCAUGUGGUCUGGUGCUUCCUGGGUUUCUUCUUUGAUUCUGGCAGCAGAGGAAGGCAGAGAGGACAGGGAUCCUGACCCCGGAUUCAGGCCCGGCGGCAGUGGCCCGGCAUUAAUAAACCGCGCCGGGUCCGGGCCACGGGGAGGCUGGGGGCUUGGGCUGCUCCUGUCCGAUGGGUGUCUCCUCCACGGGCCGCCCCCCUUCCUGGACAGCCCGUCCCCAGCCCGUGAGUCUGCGUUGCUGCUUCUGUCUGUCCCUUCUGCCCUGGUUUUUCAGUCUUGUGACUUCGUUGUAAUUCGAACGCUCUUGAUGUGACUUUCCGUGCACUGGACGGCGGUCUCUUAAGGAAAUUUUUCCGGUUCCGUAAAGAAAAGUGUUCUGAUAAACAUUUUUAAAGGACCAUUCAUCUCCUGGGCAGCAGGCUGCUCACACACUCAGAAGUGAUGUCCCUGCGUGAGCCCCGGCGUGUGGCCCCGGAGGGUCUCCUUGGCUGUGAAACGGGCCUUUCCUGGAGGUUCUGGGAGACCCGAUGCAGCCCUAUCCUCACGCCCAGGAGCCAAAUGGUUAAUACUGGCCCUGAACAGGUCCUUAGACGUGACAGACGGGGUGGAAAGGCAGUCCCUUGGGGACAGGGACUGCGUGUCUGAACUAGGUCAUCUGUUCGUCCCCAGCCUUCUCUCCAUGCCACUCUGUGGGGGCCUCCUGACCAGCCCCCUGGUGUCCCUCUCACCUUCUGGUCCAUCCAUCGUGUCCCAGCGCGUCUGACAUGCUGCCCUUCCUCUGAGACCCUGAACGCUGCCCACAGGAGGUCGCCUCUUCUCUCCAGCCUCCUGACCCGCGCCUGUCCCUGGUGCUUUGUGUGCAGUCUCCCCGGACCCCCUGCAAGCGGCACCCUCCCAUCCUCUGAUUCGGCACACGCUUCUCUUCCUCUCCCCCCGACCUGUUGGCAUGGCCUCGUUGGGACUCAGCGCAAGGUCACCUCCUCCAGGAAGCCUUCCCAAACGUGGGAGGGCCAUGUGCUUCCUGCGCAUCCUCUGUCAUACUGCACACCUCUGCACACCUUCCUCCACUCCGCGAGCUUCUGCGGGCCGGGACGUCGUGUCCAGGUGGCACAGCUGCCAUUACUGGGUCGGUGGAAGGAGCUGAAUCCCUGAGCUCCUGUUUGUUCUAGGAUUUGCUUUUCUCUGGGUUUCAGAAUGUCCUAGAUCUUGAAUCCAGUUGCUGCCACCAGCCCUUCUCCACUGUGUCCGGGACCCCCAAGACUGCCCACGUGUCAGUGACUCCCUCGGAGCACCUGCAGGUCUCAGGCUACGGUCCUCCUCGUGGCCGUGAUUUAUUACGGCAAGAGGACACGGGGCAAGGUCGGCAAAGGGACAGGGGCCAGCUUCCAGAGCCCUCUCCCCCGGGGUCACACGGGACACGCUCAGUUCCCUAGCAAUGAGGCGUGAGAGCACAUGUGAGGUGCCGCCCACCAGGGCUGCUCGGUAGGGACUCAGCGCCCCGGGUUUUAUCGGGGGGCCGGUCACGUGAGCGCCCUCUGCCCGGCACAUGCCCAAAUCCCAGAGUCCCAGGACGAAAGCAGGUGCUCGGCCUCAACCACACCGUUUGCACAAAAGUGUCGGCCCGGGGAGCCGCUCUCGCCAGCUCUGGGAGUGGGGGACCCUCCAAGCCCCCGGAUGGCGGCUGAGCGACCCUUCUGGGGGCCGCAGUCUCAGCCCUGUUGCGUUAGCUCACCUCUCGUCCCCACCCUCCUUGUCACCGUGUCUGGGGGAAUGAAUGGGGCAUCCUCCCCCCUCCCGGCCCCGCUCAAGGCCUUGGGGGAGUGACAGGUGCUGUCCGCACGGUUGGGGGCUCGGCCUCAGCAUUUGGAAGAACACGCCUAUGAGUCGCAUGGACUUCCGCCCCUCCCAGACCCUUUGGCAUUAACUCCAGGCUGUCUCCGCUGGUUUUAAUGUUUUAUUACCAAAUGGGCUUAGUCUUCAGUAAGAAGGGUGGAAAAACGCCAGCUCCCAACUUUCCAACCCCAGUCUGUGCUGUUCCGAGACGUGAGGGCAGAGGUCCGGCAGAGGGCAGCCUCGCGUCCCAGACGCAGGUCAGGUUCAGCGCAGGAGCUGCCCUCACUGCUUGACGUUGCGGGCCUGAUGUGUCGUAGCAGCUGCCGAGUCGCUUCCGUUUUGCUUAUGUGUCUGUGGUGCGGUGGACAGACCGGCGGCUUUGGGCCGAGCAGACGGUCUCCCCGGUGCUGGGCGGGGGGCUCGCCUUCCCCGGCCUGGGCUCCCCGGCACCGCACGAACUGGUGCUGCGCGGAAAGGCCGCCUGUGAGCGCCGCGGGUGGUGGCAGGUGCUGAACCCACGGCUGUCCCUUGGGUAGCGGGUAUCGCUGACGUGACCUAGAUGAGCCUUCUCUGGUGGCUUGACGGCUUUGCAGCUGAUAAUGACACCUUGGACCUUUGCCCCUAGGGAGGGAGCCCCCACGUGGCCCUCCCGACACGGCCCUCCCCGCGAGAGCACACCCGGAUGCCCUCAAAGGAGGCCGCCUGCCGCCGACCACGUGCACUUGGCGGGCCUGUCGCCUCGCUUAGCGUCUGGGACCAAGGAAAUGUUGGUGGAAAGCCAGCCUUGGGGUUGCAGGACAAAGUGAUGCUUGCACGGGCACCCGGGGCAGCAGGGUGGGACCAGGCAGUUCAUUGACCCGAAAACACCCCGGCCUUCUGGGGCUACAUAAGCCCGUGGACUCAAGCCAGAGUCUUUCACCUGGAGUAAAGCCCUCUGUCGUGUGGCCCCAGGCUCAUCUGUCUUGUCCUCUGACCCCGGCGCUCACAAACCCCGCAGUGUGGCCAGGGGCCCCUCAGUUCCCUGCCUGCCCAUGUCUUGUCCCAGCACGGGGUCCCUCCUCCGGGAAGUGCUUUCUCUCAGCUGCCUCUGGUUCAGGAUGUCCCUCGUGACCUUGGGUCCACCCCCCUCUCCUCGUGGAUCUCUCUGGAUUGGAGGCCCAAGGGUUUCCUGCCCAGACUCUGCCAGCUGAGGUAUCCCCCCCCACCCCGCCCCGCAGAGCCCUCUGGGACUCGAACCCCCUUUCAUAUCCACCCUCAGCAUUCAUGCUGCCGGACUGCUCCUUCCCACGUCGCGAGCGGCCCGACCCCAAAGUACUGGCAGCUGGUUGUUGAGUUUCUUGUACAGGUGAUUUGAUAUCAGGUGCCUUCACGAUGUCCCCGGGGAGCCAGGCCUUAGGGCCGCGUUCUCACAACUGUGGGGAGUAUCCCUUGUUUGGUCCCCACCCAGGGAGGUCCCUGGGCACCCCCCCCCCCUCCGUGGCCUCCAUCCCUGUCCGUGGUGCUGACGGUGCUGGUGGAGAGGAAAUCGCUGCGGGCAGGAGGGAGUCCCUGAGCCUUGGGAUGCUGGUCAUUUCCAGAGUGUUGACCGCCGUCUUCCCUGAGGGGCACACACACGUCCACACUCGUGCCCGGAGGGGAGGCAGAGGGUCGCGGCUGCCCGUGUGUUCCCUUUCCGGCCGCAAGUGCCCCGGGGGCUGCUGUGCACCUGCAGGCUUUCUCCCCCCGGAGGACGCAUUCCUUCAGGCUGGGGACACAUCCACUCAGUGUCACGUGCCCACUGGAGGGGGCUGUGCUGGCGAGGCUCCUGCGUGAAGGGGAGACUGCUCUUUUGACUUGAGUGUACUCGGUGAGCGAGCAACAGGCGAUUCCCCUUCUGUCUUCCUUGGUGAGAGCUGGAAGGUGUCCCCAGCAAGCCACUGGUAUGCUCACCACCACCCUCCCCCCCCUGCCCUGAGCUCACCUCUGGGUGCCCGGAGGUGGGGGGCUGGUGGGGGGACAGUGAGAAGGCCCAGCCUCUGCGGGGUCUGGGACCUGCCCACUGACCCCUGGUGGCCACAGUCCCAGUGUGCGGUGAGCUCCAUGGGCACAGGAAGACCCGUGUGCAGAGUUUGCCUUGUGAGCUGUGGCUUGUUUGUAGUCCCUGCUUGUCCUGGUGCCCAGCUCACAUUGGUGACCCUGCUUGUCCACACCCUG
This is a messenger RNA of Panthera uncia (snow leopard), 5135 nucleotides long. RefSeq names its product MTOR associated protein, eak-7 homolog (gene MEAK7). The coding region runs from base 112 to 1422 and encodes 436 amino acids. The transcript has 6 exons. Lineage: Eukaryota; Metazoa; Chordata; Mammalia; Carnivora; Felidae. Gene Ontology annotation, biological process: TOR signaling. The record is from RefSeq and is a predicted model, not a curated record.